CUGUAACACCACAUUCGGGAGAAUGUCGUGUGAUUUCUAUCGUAUCAACUUCACUUAUCACUAAGGAACAACAUCUCAACCUGUGAGCGUGACUUUUGGCUUUUUUUGCGACUCGCCCGCUGGCACCGCUUCGCCGAUAUAAGCCGCCGGUGCGUCUUGUUCGAGCUAAUCCUUCCCUGGCACUAUCGACUUGCUCCCUUUGCAUCAUGUCGAACGCGUCUGUACCCCUGGAAAAUCCCAUUAUUAUCGAUGCCAUGCCCCAGUACGGCGGGGCUCUCAUCGGCGCAAUUAUUUCCACAGCAUUAUGGGGUAUCUCCUGUAUGCAAAUGUUUAUGUAUUUUUUGAACUUCGACUCCGAUCGUUGGACCGUCAAGCUCUUUGUUGUCUACCUAUGGAUAGCUGACACGGUGGUGGAGAUUGUUGGAUUUGUAGGCCUAUUCGAAUCGCUUAUCACUCGCUGGGGUUCCAUCGUUGCAUUUGAGAGCGUCGUUUCGGGUUUGGUGAUUCGCACUACUCUAGCACCACUCAUCUCGAUUCCUGUACAAAUGUUCUUUCUCCGUAGGAUUUAUCAAUUUUCUCGUAAUCGGGAGUGGAUCGUGCGCAUUGCUAUGAUAUUUAUGGUGCGUGCAGACUGUUUUUUUGACUUAUACAUGUGGGUACAUGUGCUUAACGGCAUGUAUAAGGCCAUACUGUCCAUUUCGCAGCUUCCUCUGAUGACUGGAGCGUGGACUGCAUGGGUCUUCAACUCAGGAGAAGAUGUUGCAUUGACUCUGGCCUCGCACAGAGUAGUGACCGUCGAAAUCAUAAGUCGGGCUAUCCCCGCCUUUGUCGACAUCUUCAUAGCUCUUUGGAUGACAAUUCUUCUCUGGCGCAGUAAGGAGCGCGCAAGAGUCUUUAGGAGAUCAAAUCGGCUUAUACUGCGCUUAAUAUUGCUGACCAUCAAUGCCGGUAUCUGGACAGCCCUUUUUUCAAUCAUCGAUCUAGGCUUGAUUGCGUGGAACCCCAGUAAACUCAUGAUGGACGCCUUCGAUUUUCCGCUUUCUCCACUCUACUUCAAUAUGCUCCUUGCCAGCCUGAAUGCAAGGCGGUUUCUCAGGAGAGACACAGGGAGCAUCGGGAAAGUAAGGGUCGAGACUCUGGAGUUAGAUACACUACAGCGACCUGCGGGCCUUCAUUUCUCGCGCUCGAGCGACAACCCCGCGCUAAGCGGAGACAAGAAUCCCGUUCUUGCUAUUCGCAUAGACAAAUCUAUGGCUACACACAGAGACCGUGAUAUGGAUAUGGAUCAUGAUACCAAAGUUUAGCUUCCGAGCUGCUAUAGACCAUGAGUGCUGUCGCAACCGAUUCGGGGACUUUGUACGACAAUUCAGCAAUGCAUAAAUACAUUAUAUCAGGCUAGACGCA
Phanerochaete carnosa HHB-10118-sp is the source of this 1404-nucleotide messenger RNA. RefSeq lists its product as uncharacterized. The record is from RefSeq and is a predicted model, not a curated record. NCBI's taxonomy places the organism in Eukaryota, Fungi, Basidiomycota, Agaricomycetes, Polyporales, Phanerochaetaceae. Bases 207 to 1304 code for a protein of 365 amino acids. The transcript has 16 exons.